AUGGUUUGUUUGUUUGCAGGCAGCGUGCUGUCAGGCUCCAUAGACUGUCAGGAGGCUGAGCGAGGCUGUGUACAGGAUCAGGACUGUACAGCAGUGUACAGGGUGCUGGAGUACUGUGCUGCCGAGGAGGCCGUGUCGCCCCUGGGCCCAGACGCCCGGGGGGAGUGUCUGGAGGCCCAGAGCGCCCUGCAGCAGUACCGCCCCCUCCAGGCCUGCAAGUGCCAGCGCGGCUCCCGCCGGGAGGAGCUGUGCCUCAAGGUCUACUGGACCGUCAGAUUCGCUGUGUAUGAUGAGUACGAGGUGUCUCCGUAUGAGGAUCUGGAGGUGGAGUUUGUGAGGCACAUAGAGAUGUCACGCAUGGCCUCCAUCAUGGCAGCCUCCUCUCUUCCUCUGGAUGGGCAGAACCAGUGUCUGAAAGCAGCCCAGGACUGUGGUCUGUAUGAGAAGUGUGGUUCUCUGAGGUCGGAGUAUGUUGUGGCCUGCACCAAGCGGGCUCCGGGCUCCGACGGCAGCUGUAACAGACAGAAGUGCCACCGGGCGCUGCGGCGCUUCCUGGAGCGGGUACCAGAGGAGUACAGCUUCGCCCUGCUAUUCUGUCCCUGCUCUGAUGCCCUCUGUGGGGAGCGCCGGCGGAAGACCAUUGUACCGUCGUGUUCCUAUGAGGAGAGAGACAGCAAACCCAACUGCCUCAGCCUGCAGGGCUACUGUGCCAGGGAUGAGCUGUGUAGAUCUCGUCUGGCUGAUUUCCAGCACAACUGCCAGCCCUCGUCACAUUCUCCCUCUGGCUGCAUGAGAGAGAGUGGAGCCGUCUGCCUUAAGGCCUACGCCGGGCUCAUAGGCACCAUCAUGACCCCUAACUAUGCCAACAAUCUCAGUAUGGACGUGUCCCAGUGGUGCACCUGUGAGGGAAGUGGGAACCAAUGGCAGGACUGUCUGCGCAUCAUGAACAUGUUCCACAGAAACGUCUGUCUGCGUAAUGCUAUCAGUUAUUUGGGUGGCUCUUCCCCUCGCCCUGUGGAGAGCACGACCCUGCCCCCUCGUCACCACGCAUCAGCCACCCCCUCUCCACGCAUCUUUCAGGACAAGGACAAGAUCAAUGUCAACGUUAACAUUUUAUCAGAACGCAACAGUGUGAGUGUGGAGGACAGUGAGGAAGAGGAGGUAGAGGAGGAAAGCCAGGAAUUCAAUGUUAUCCCACUGUAUUCUGAGAAGGAGAAGUCUAGUGUGGGCUCCGGGACCCGAGGAGGCCGUAGAGGAGCGGCAAGCCACACAGCACCCAUGCUGCCCCUGCUGCUGCUGCCUGCUGCUAUGCUGGGCUGGUGGUGUCCGGUAUAA
This is a messenger RNA of Salvelinus namaycush (lake trout), 1335 nucleotides long. RefSeq names its product GDNF family receptor alpha-4-like. Gene Ontology annotation, biological process: nervous system development. Gene Ontology annotation, molecular function: signaling receptor activity. The transcript is spliced from 8 exons. The coding region runs from base 1 to 1335 and encodes 444 amino acids. The record is from RefSeq and is a predicted model, not a curated record. Lineage: Eukaryota; Metazoa; Chordata; Actinopteri; Salmoniformes; Salmonidae. Gene Ontology annotation, cellular component: external side of plasma membrane; signaling receptor complex.